AUGUCUCUCACCAUUCUGACUGUGGCUCAGUCACAUCGCUCUGCUUUCUUUCGUCUUCAAAUUGCUUCUUCUGUCAUAACUGUUGACCAAAAGAUUGAUGAUAUGGGAGGUCAUGAUAUACAAAUGGUGAUAGAAGAGAAGCUUUGUGAAAGUGAUACAAAUUCAAACAAUAAUCGCUUCUCAAUCCCAGAAAACAAGAUCUUGAAGGAAGCCAGAGGCAAUUUUCUGCAGCCUCAAGAGGUUGAGUUUCUGAAAACGUGUUCAACAAAUAAUAAAAGACCUCAACGUAUAAAUGUGUUAGUGCUGGAACCAAAUCUUCAAGAGUUCAACUUACUUCUGAAAAGGUGGCAAAUGAAAAGUUGUUCUACUUAUAAUCUGAUUUAUCGUUGGAAACAUGCGCAAUCUAAUGAUCUCAAGGUCAAUGAUAUGGUGCAAUUAUGGUCGUUUAGAAGGCUUGAUGAUCAACUUGGAUCUGCAUUAGUCAAACUUAAUAAGAAGAUUUUACAUUUUGCACAAGUUUGA
Molecule: messenger RNA, 522 nt
Organism: Prosopis cineraria
Lineage: Eukaryota; Viridiplantae; Streptophyta; Magnoliopsida; Fabales; Fabaceae
Product: B3 domain-containing protein At2g31420-like
Exons: 2
Coding region: 1-522 (173 amino acids)
Molecular function (GO): DNA binding
Source: RefSeq, a predicted model, not a curated record